This is a messenger RNA of Pollicipes pollicipes, 4049 nucleotides long. RefSeq names its product protein couch potato. The coding region runs from base 79 to 972 and encodes 297 amino acids. The record is from RefSeq and is a predicted model, not a curated record. Lineage: Eukaryota; Metazoa; Arthropoda; Thecostraca; Pollicipedomorpha; Pollicipedidae. The transcript has 8 exons. Gene Ontology annotation, molecular function: RNA binding.
UCGGCCGGCGCACACCAGGUCCGGGCAGUGCUGCCGCGUCUGCCGUGCCAGCCGCCCGCUGCCGCCACAGCCGACGCCAUGGACACCACGUGCCUCAGCCAGAGCAUGGACUCGGUGAACACGCAGAACGGAGAGGAGGAGGUGCGCACGCUGUUCGUGUCUGGCCUGCCGAUGGAUGCCAAGCCUCGAGAGCUUUACCUGCUGUUCCGGGAGUACGAGGGGUAUGAGGGCUCGCUGCUGAAAAUCACCAGCAAGAACGGGAAGACGUCAUCACCGGUGGGGUUCGUCACUUUUAACACACGCAACGAGGCAGAAGCAGCCAAAAACCGAGCUCAGGGGGCACGCUUCGACCCCGAUCUGCCCCAGACCAUUCGUCUGGAGUUUGCCAAGAGCAACACCAAAGUUAGCAAGCCCAAGCAGCAGGUGUCGACCGUGGCUCCCCACCCUGCACUGAUGCACCCAGCCUUCUCUCACGGACACGUGGGUAACUUCUACGGACCGGGUGCCGACAUGUGGCACCACCAUCCGGCGACGGCGCUGGCCUACGGGCCCGACUCGCUGCACCACCCGCACCUGCUGCACCCGGCGCUGCACGCGGCCCAGGUCCCGGCCCACCUGCAGCUGUCUAAUCUGAACACGGUCGGCACGCUGCCGCUGAUGUCUCACGGCGGCCUCGGCUCGCCCACCUCCGUGGCCGGCAACACGCCCUGCUCCACGCUGUUUGUGGCCAACCUUGGUCAGAACGUCACCGAACAGGAGCUGAAGGAGAUCUUCGGCAGCCUGCCCGGGUUCACUAGGCUGCGCAUGCUCACCAAAGGCGGAUCGCCGGUCUCUUUCGUGGAGUAUCAGGACACGAAUCACGCCGCCGUUGCCAUGGCAAUGCUCCAGGGGUUCGUUCUCAGUCCGGACCGGGGUGGCAUUAGGAUUGAGUACGCCAAAACAAAGAUGGCCGACAGCGGGAUCCAAGACUAAGGAUGGAUAACAUAAUGUCGCACUGAGCCCGAGCGGCGUGCGACUAGGCGUUGGCCGCGGCGAGCAGAGCAGCGGGGAGCGAGCUGGGGCGCGGCGACCUCGCAAAGCGCCCGCCGGGGCCGACCGGCCGCCCGUCCGUCCCCAGCCCCGUCUUUCACCGGGAGAGGCCGCGGGCCGCCGCCACGGCAGCUGAACCGUCCGCAACAAACCCACACUCAUAUCAACAGCCUUCAAACAGUGGCGAGGUCCGCCGGCGACAAUGGUGGCCCAGACGGCAGUGGCGCAACGCAGCCGCGCCGCUCGAUGUAUGUGUGGGGGAAAUAUUUAGCAUGUUGUCCCCCAUCUUUAGCGUCAUUUUCAUUGGCCCUGCGUUUCGUGGUCGCCAUUGCUCUUUGCCGCGGGAGUUGGCAUCUUGCGCGUGCCCCGAACCGGCCGAUUCCGUUGACAUUCCAGCUGGCGGAGGUGGAGUUGCCAGUCACUCGGUUCACUGCUGAGACGUCGGCUCCGUGACAGUGGCGCAGCCGGACGGUGAAGAAUGCAACCUGUGAAUCUCCGAAUAAUCUGUAGGUGUCGCUAGUUCCUCGCUGUACUCUCAGUACGUUUGCUGUUCGGUGUUAGACCCUCGAGCUUGGAGCGUGUCAGACUUGUUGCGCAGUGAAUGGGAGGUCGGCUGACUCUCUUCCAUAAGCUCAGAAACCCAGGAAGCCUACAAGGGUGAGUUGAUGACGUCACGUCGUGAAGAGCCCCGCCUCUGUCCACGCCCGUAAGCAAUACGCCCCGGCAAUAGCUGUCUUACCUGAGAGGCUAUCGGGAAAAGCAUUUGUCGACCGCCGCGAGACAUCAACUGGGGCUCCACGCGUUAAGGCCUACAUGGCCACUCAACAGUGCGGAGUCUGCGCGGAAAGGCUCACACGAAUAAGCUCAUAUUAACGGUCACAUGGAUAGGUUCACCUGGGAAGGUUCACAUUGAAAGGCUCACUCGGGAAGGGUCGCGUGGGGAACGCCGUUGGGGCGGGUGACGCAGGUCGUCCGCGGAUCCGCGCCGCCGGGGUCGCCCGUGCUAGCAGAGUUUGCUGUGAGAUGCGACCUGCUCGCCUUCUUAUUCCGUCCACUUUGUCCGGCUGCAGCUCAAGUCUGCGCCGGUGGCGCCGCGUGGCGGGGCGCGGCGAACCGCUCGGCCGGCCGCGCUGUGAUAGCCGCCUGGCGCCGCCCGGCGCCGCGGCCGCCCCAGCACGGUCCGCCCAGCGCACAGCCCAUCGACGUCGAUUGCCUUACAACUUUAUAUCAUGGUCUGGUCGAGAGCGCCUAUGGAUGUUGAUGUUGUUUGUAAUUUGCUAGCUAUAUCCGAUGUAGGCUUUGCUGAGCGCGAGCGACGCGGGGUCGCGGCUGUCGCGAGGCGAUGACAACAGGACAUAUCAGAGGUUUCCAUCCAUGGGUGAGCACGGACGUGUGCAAUGUCAUGUCUCCCGCCGCGUUGUCGAAUAGCUUCCCCGCGAAAUGUGGCUGCUGUCGUAGCCCGGAAGCCACCCCAGAAAAGCGCCGCGGAAACGAUGCGCGGUGCGUUGUCAUUAUAUUCCGGAAAAGAGACGCCUGGGGCUAGUUUAAAACGUGUAGCAACGUUGAAAAAGGCCUUUGGACGAGCAAAUUGGUGCAUAUCAGCUAUUCUGUCCUGUCACCUUUGACAAACUCGUGUGUAGGCGUAUAUCGUAGUUAGUGCGUUGAAAGCUAUAUAAACAGUGGCCAGGUGUAAUGUUAUGGACGACAUUGAGCUAUUCAAGACCUCCGUCCCUCUGUGGUGGCUAUGUAGUACUGUAAUACUGGCGGGUAUCGGAAUGUUCCUGGCCUUUUUCAACCGCAAUCAUUUCUUGACAUGCGUGGGUGCUGUGUGGCACACGCUGAUUCUAUGCGAUGUCCUUGCCUGUUACGGCAAGGGAGCAUUUUCCCCAUCUCUGGACGUCCUUAGCUUCGGUGUUUUUUUUUCUGUUUAGUUUCUUAAGACUGCGUCUAUGUUUCUUGACUAGCUCGGUCUUCCGCCAUCCUCGUAGAGCCAGUAUGUCACAGCCAGCACAGAGGGCGCUCCACAUUUGAGUGAUGGUGUCAGCGCCGUCCGAUCGGCGGGCCUUGUACAUAUGUAGGACAUUUAGGGUAAUGUAAGGUUUCAUUGUUCGGAGCGAGACAAUGGCGGUCUCGGAAGCUACGUCCCAAAGAGUUUAUGUUAAUAGUCAUUUGACGUCAGGUUCAUAGGCGGCGCCACAGGCAGCCUUGGGCGCAUUUAGGUUCACUUGUUGAUUACACACUGAAAUGACAGCCCUUUAGGCUUUAUUCGUAUUAUUUAUUUUCGUAGACAGUGCGGACGAUGAUAUUAUAAGUGGUUGCGCUGCGCGGUCAGGCAGUGUCGGCCCGGCAUUGGGCGGGUUCUGUCAUCACCGGGUGAUCCCAGGCGUCCCGUCACAACAGCUGGUUGGCCUGGCUGCUACCUGUCGGCUGAGCUCUACUACCCGAGCAGCCCCUCCCCCGGUCAGAUGAGGCGCCCAGCUGCGGUCGGGCCCCAACGGAGCCGCGGGGCGCUCGGGGUCACUGACCUGCACUCGGGCGGACCACGCGAAGUUACCGACGAGUCUCCUGGCCAGGUCGGCGCACCGUGCGGAUCAGCAGCCGUGUGCACGGUGUCGACAGAGGCGCUCCGCUCGUGCGGCCGAUCGGCGGUACCCCUCUGUCGCGGUCCCUGCGUCCGGGCCCGGGCGCUGGCCCCGGCCACUCGGGUCCCGCCGUCAUCAGCACUCGGCGCCGGUGCCCUGUCUGCUGUGUUGUGAUCGCGUCAGUGACCGCCGUUCCCCGUCGCACGGCAAGCGAGGCGGCAGCGUCCCUGACGUCAGGGACGCGGCGAUCUGUUCAUCGUAGGCUCCUUUGUAACAGGCUUCUCCCUACUGUGUCUGUGUUAAAUUAUUUGACCAUGUUCUAGCGCGUUAGCCUAGUCACUGUGAGUCUGCUUGUGUAUAGUAGGCUGUUUCUGCUGCUAGUUUUGUCACGGGGUCCAAGACGCGCGAACGACGCCUGAAUAAAUCGCCAAAAAAACA